Molecule: messenger RNA, 4586 nt
Organism: Spodoptera litura
Lineage: Eukaryota; Metazoa; Arthropoda; Insecta; Lepidoptera; Noctuidae
Product: armadillo repeat-containing protein 8
Biological process (GO): proteasome-mediated ubiquitin-dependent protein catabolic process
Cellular component (GO): GID complex
Molecular function (GO): protein binding
Source: RefSeq, a predicted model, not a curated record
UAAUGUUGCAAAACAUUAACGCCAGUGAGAACGCACCCAUACAUACAGCUCGAAUGAAAAAAUAAAAACUCAUUCAUUGACUGUGGACGAACGGGAGCUUCAAUGACAGGUGGCGAAUUGACAGCGUAUUCGGCCUCGGGAGAAAUUUCGAACGUUAUUUUUACCAACAAUACUGCGUAAAUUAGAGAUAAAACAUGCAACAAUUAACAGUAUUCAUGGAUAUUGAAAGUUCACGUUCGUAUAUCGACGAGCUGUACUCAUCAGAUACGCCAAAGGUUGUAGAAGCCUUAGUGACGCUAAAGAAUUCAGUAAUAGGCAGCAACCGACAGAAGAGUUCAGUGAUACAGCAAGGAGUAGUGCCGCGUCUUCUUCAGUUAAUGUCUGAUGAAACAUUGGACCCUAACAUAAGACUUGAAGCUACUAUCACAAUUGGUUCCCUCGCCAAAGGUACAGAAGAAAAUGUAAGAUCUUUAGUAGAACAAGGCACAGCGACAGCACUAGUGGACCUCUUAAGGAAUGCCCCUGUUGGUACAAAGUUGGCAGAAGCUGGACUGUGUGCCCUAAGGAGUGUGUUCCUGCAUCCACCGGCACCAAUAUCGGCUUUACCUGCAGAUAUGAGGCUAUUGAGCAGACUUACGCAAAUAGCACGGGAGGGAUCACCAACGGCUAGAGCGUGUGUGGUGAGGAUCCUCUCGAUCUGGUGCACGGGCGCAGGAGAGCAGGAGGCGCUGUGUGCUGCGGGGGCUUGUGAAGCUGCUGCAGCAUUGCUCGCCGCCACUCCACCUGCCGCGCCAGCUCUUCCAGCUCUCGACCUUCUAGCUGCUAUGUGCUUUGAAAAUACUAGUGUGUCGCAGAUUGCUUUGAAUACUAGGCACGGGGACAAGACGAUACCAGAGCUGCUGUCUACGUUGGUGUGUCGCGACAAGCCGCUGCCGGUGGCGAUGGGGGCGGCGCGGUGUCUUACAUUCAUGCAUCGCGCUAAUGCCAUACCUGCUGACGACACUCGAGUGGUGUUUGGUGCUCUCCCUUGCCUCGCCCGACUGUGUACGAAGGACAUGCCGGAGGACAUCAGGGCGUCGGCCGCCGAGACCUUAGCUUACUUAGCAGAGGUAGACACAUCCCUUCAACGGUUGGCGGCUAUAUCCAACCACCUGAUGACGUCACUAGCAGAGAUAGUCAACUGUCCGUCUCCGGCCGCCAAGCAAGGUGCCUUCAAAUGCUUCGCGUCGCUCGGUGCCAAUGAUGAAGACAUUAGGAAGAGGAUCAUUGAAACUCACGGUCUGAUGGUCCAUGUUGUCAAUGGAAUGAACAAUCCUGAGGCUUCGGUACGAUUAGCAGCAGUAAGGUGCUUACACUCACUUUCAAGAUCUGUGCAACAACUACGAACAACAUUUCAGGAUCAUGCCGUAUGGAAACCUCUAAUGCAACUGUUAGGGGACUCGCCUGGAACUGAACUCCUUACUGUAGGCUCAUCAACUCUUUGCAAUUUACUUCUGGAAUUCUCACCAGCUAAAGAACCAAUGUUGGAUCAAGGUGCAGUAGAAAUGUUGUGUAAUUUGACGAAGAUGCCCGAAGCAGCUCUGCGACUGAAUGGAAUAUGGGCGCUUAUGAAUAUGGCUUUUCAGGCCGAACAAAAAGUAAAACAACGCAUCCUAAGUUGCCUGGGCACGGAGCAGAUGUUCCGUCUGCUGGGCGACAGCGACACGCGCGUCAUCAUGAAGACGCUCGGACUACUGCGGAACUUGCUCUCUACCAGGCAUCACAUCGACGCCAUCAUGAGCGAGUACUCCUCGCAAGUCAUGCAGGCUGUGAUAGUAGUGCUAGAAGGAUCCUACCCUGCCGAGGUGAAGGAGCAAGCGCUUUGCAUCCUUGGCAACAUCGGAGACGGAGAGAAAGCCAAGGAUCUCAUCAUGGCCAACGAGGAUGUACUUAGAAAACUGGUGGAUUAUUUGGUCCAGGCCUCGAAACUGUCGUGGGGACAAUCCUCCACCGAGUACGUGACGAGAGCGAUUCAGUGGGCCGUGCAAGUGACGACGGAAGUGAGGUGUGUGAGCCGGAGUAGUGAGUGGUGGCGGUCGCAGGCGCACCCGGAGAGCAAGCUGCAGGAGGCGGCGCUGUUCGUGGCGGGCAACCUGGUGUGGCGCGGCGAGGCGGGCGCGGCCGCUCGCCAGGCGCGCCUCGCCGACCUCGGCGUGCUGCGCGCGCUCAAACUGCUGCGCGCAAGGCACGACGCCGCUCAUCUGCACGACAAAGUGAAGACGGCCCUGGCGCAGUUUAAUGACUUCACAUAAUGCCGCAAGGGCCACAGACACAAACGCAUGAGGCGAUAGUGUCUGUUAGUUGUAUAGUAACGCUUGUGAUUCAGUCGACACCGACUACCGACAGUGAGUUAUCCAGUCAUAAACCUUAUGAUAUUACGACACUACGUCUAGCUUUAAGUAUUUAAUUGUACAUAAAAUAAGUUCACAAAUUGUUAACUCGACGACGCGACGUGUGUUAUUCAACUAUUUAUUGAAUUAAUUUAUCCUGUAGUCGUCAUUGUACAUCGUCACUAACCUCGUAACUUUUCAUACCAUUUUAAUGUAACAUUUUGACGAGUAUCUCCCAAAGAUAUCGAUACGCGUUUCCAACGACAGAGGUGCUAGAAUCCCUCGCAGAAUGGAUAUUUUUGUGAAACUAGCGGAAUGUAGUGAAACUACAAUAGCGUAAUUUAGUUAGUUGUUGAUAUUACGACCGUUUUUUAUGCGUGUGUUUUACGAAAUCAACUUAAUUGGAAUACAUUGUCCGACAGUGGAUGUAUUAAUAUUGAAAUUAUUGCUUGAAUGAAUCAGUAUUGUACCUAUGUGUACGACGUUUUGGUACUGUUUUAAUACUCAUAUUAUGUAAUAAUAUCUUUUUUGCUUUACAUCAAAUUCAUAAUCAUUGUUUUUCUUAUAUAUGUAUGACUAAAUGUGUGGUAGAACCGAAUCAAAUAUCGGUGUAAUAAAUUGACGUAAAAUAUUUUGGGAAUAAAUCUCUUGUGAUGAUUAAAUGCGUCUUUAAAAUGUCGUUAUGACCGCGUGUGUGAAAUCCUAGGUAGAAUAAGGCUCGGUAUGAAGGGUAAUUAAAAUAUGGAAAGGCUGUGUCGGUCAAUGUGCUUAUUAAACAAGUAACACCAUAUCCACGGUCGGACGAAAAAACGUAAAUUGGGAACGAUAAAAUGGCGAACUCAUUUCCUUGUACCUAAGAUAAUGUAUGUGUAAAUAAUUGUUCAGAGACAAAAGGAAUGAGUUUUGCCAAGUUGAGUCGAGUCUCUUAGACGAUGGUAAACAGGUAGCUUUUGAUAACGCAUUGAAUGUAUGUAUGACUGUAUGUAUGUAAUGUAGAUAAUCAAUAAUAAAUAUUGCUUAGCACUUGACGGCGUAUAUUCCUGUCUAUGUCUUGCAUAUAAUUUGUCACGGUUGUGCGAUGGGAAUACAGCUGGGUUAAGCAAUAUCUAUUUAUCCAUCCUUAUAGUUUCUUACCUUCGAAAUAAUAGCUUAUACGCAUAUACUUUAACUACAAAAUAAUAAAUGUAUUCGAUGCCAACGCUGUGUAAAUGUAAUUCUUCCAUUUCUGUGUAUCUAAACUAUAUUUAUAUAAUCAAAUAUUUAUACCGGUUGAGCUUUGAAAGGAGGGUCGAACGGCGUGUCUUUACCUUGUAAUAUUCGUUAUAAGUUUUUGAAACUUCUGUAACUAGUUAUUCAUCUUUUCUAUACUCGUUUGUCGUUUCUUUUGAAGUCCAACUGAUCAGUUAGACUGAUGUGAUUUCUAACUUUGAUGUAUCUGAUGCAAAUUAACUUAUAAAAUCCAAUUUUCGACAUAUUUAUUCUAGUAUUUCUCGAUAUUGAAAGUUCCACGAACGAAUUCGAACACGGGUAGAUUCCAAACAUUGUUUGAAGAGCUAAAAAUAUCGGAGAAUAUCUUGAAUUUUUAUAUGAAUGUUGGCAAAGCUGUUUAUGUGUAGUGAAUAAUGAAUCAAGGUAGCUUUAUAAAAUUGUUUUGCUCAUUUGAUUAUGUUAGAAAAACGCGGUUUAUCGUAGUAAACAUUACUUGGUUUUGGUUCUUUUUGUGUUAAUACGAAUCUGUGGUUUCACACUUGGUUGCUAACCUUUGUAAUUAGUUGUACGUAACUUAUCUGAUAAGAAUCUGUGUCGUUAAAUGUUGUCUUCUGCAGUAAUUCAAGUUUUUAAUACAUAUUCAAAUAGUGUAAGUAAUUCAAGCUCACGAACAUUUUGUCAAGAUCGGUAUCAAUGCAUCGUUGUAAUCAAUGCAAUCAAGUGUGGAAAAUAUUUCAUUUUUGAUGAAUUUUUAGUAAAUUAUAAAAAUUAUGUUCAAAUGACUGAUAGAUUAGGCUAAUUCUUUGACGAAUGUAUGGCUGAAUUGUUCAUUGAAUGAGUCGUAACAUCAAUUUCAUUAUUUCUCUAUUUAUUUGUAAGUUCUCUGUUCUGUUCAGUAACAGAGAUGUUAAUAUUUUCUCUCAUUACUUUGACAUUGUAAAUUCUGAAAUUGUAAAAUUUUAUUAUUUAUGACAAGUUACGUUUUUCAUGUUAAUAUGAAGAUAAUAC